Sturnus vulgaris (Common starling) is the source of this 1662-nucleotide messenger RNA. NCBI's taxonomy places the organism in Eukaryota, Metazoa, Chordata, Aves, Passeriformes, Sturnidae. The record is from RefSeq and is a predicted model, not a curated record.
AUGGCGCCGAGCUCGAAAGCGGAGCGGGGCGGCCCCGGGGGGAAACGGGGGGCGGCGGGGGGAGCUGGGACCGGGGCAGCACCCCGAGGCCGCCGCGAGCACCUCGUGAGGCAGCUCGACCGCGCCCGGCUCAGUGGGCAGCUCUCCUCCCGGCUGUUCCGGAAGCUUCCACCGCGUGUCUGCGUCACCCUCAAGAGCAUCGUGGAUGAGGAGUUUCUGUGGGCAGGCCACAUCUUCCUGGGCUUCUCCAAGUGUGGCCGCUACGUCCUGUCCUACACCCGCAGCUACGGGGACGACGACUUCUCCUAUUUGUACCACCUGUACUGGUGGGAGUUCAACGUGCACAGCAAGAUGCGCCUGGUGCGCCAGGUGCGGCUGUUCCAGGACGAGCAGAUCUACAGUGACCUUUACCUGACCCUGUGCGAGUGGCCGGGGGACAGCGACAAGGUCAUCGUCUUCGGCUUCAACACGCGCUCGGCCCCAGGGCUGCAGGUGAACAUGAUGCUGAUGAGCGACGAGAACCACCGCGACAUCUACGUGAGCACCGUGGCCGUGCCCCCGCCUCGGCACUGCCCCGCCUGCCGCCGGGCCACCGUGCCCCCCGGUGAGGCUCCCCCUACCUGCCUGCGCCACGGUUUCCUGCUGCACACCAAGUUCCAGGUGGUGUAUCCGUUCCCCACCUUCCAGCCGGCGUUCCAGCUGCGCAAGGACCACGUCGUGCUGCUCAACACCAGCUUCUCCCUUGUGGCCUGCGCCAUCGCCGUGCACCCCGCGGGCGACAGCAGCUCCCAGCAGAUCCUCUACGAACGCCGGAACAUUCCAGGUCCCAGCCGGAGGGGGGAAAACGCCCCCCCACAACUCCCCGAGGAGCUGGAGGGGUCUGCCAAGGAGUUUGUGGCUGACCUGUUCCGGAGGGCUCAGGGCGCUGGGGGAGGGCCUGGGGGGGACGAUCCCCCGCCCUCCCCCCGCGGGCCGCCCCCCGAGACUCCCCCCACAGUGCCCGGCAGCCCCCCAGGGGAGCCACAUCCCCCUGGCACCUCCCCUGAGCCCGGCUACGUCAACUACACCAAACUGCGCUAUGUGCUGGAGCCUGGGGAGCCCCCCGAGGACCUGGAGGAUGACAAGAUCUCGCUGCCCUUUGUGGUGACUGACCUGAGCGGUCGCAGCCUGAGGCCACUACGGGACCGAGCUACGGCCCAGGGGCAGUACCUGACGGUGGAGCAGCUCACGCUGGACUUUGAGUACGUCAUUAACGAGGUGAUUCGCAAUGACGCCGCCUGGUCUCGCCAGUUCUGCUCCUUCAGUGACUACGACAUCGUCAUCCUCGAGGUGUGCCCUGAGACCAACCAGGUGGUGAUAAACAUUGGGCUGCUGCUGCUGGCCUUCCCUUCCCCUGACGAGGAGGGGCAGCUCCGUCCCAGGACUUACCACACGAGCCUCAAGGUCGCCUGGGACCUCAACAGUGGCACCUUCACCACCGUGGGUGUUGGGGACCUCACAGAGGUCAAGGGGCAAACCAGUGGCAGCGUGUGGAGCUCGUACCGCAAGGGCUGCGUGGACACCGUGAUGCGCUGGCUCGUCCCCGAGGGGCCCGGCCGCGGCGUGCACAGGAUGACCAACGAGGCCCUGCACAAGGUCACAGGGGAACCCAAGGGUGUCUAG